AUGGAAUCUCAUGUUGAUAUAUCAAAAGUGUUGGAUGUAUGGAAAAAGCUGUGUAAUUCUUGGGAUUGGCUCUCGAAUGCAAAUGUAUGUACUAAAGGGACACGAAUUAUUCUUGGAUGGAACAUUGAAAUUGUUGAUGUUAUGUUACUAGCUCAAACGGAUCAGGUGUUCAAUACAUGGACCCAAAAGCCUAAAAAAGGUGUAGGCUUGUUAAAGAAAAUUGAUAGGGUCUCGGAUCACUCUCCAUGUGUAUUACAGCUCCUGUCUAUAUCUCCUGAUCAGCCUAAACCUUUUAAAUUCGCUAAUUUUCUUGCUGAUAAAGAGGGUUUCCGAGAUCUGGUGGCAAAUGCUUGGCAAGACGACAUUGGAGGACAUAAUAUGUUUAAAGUGGUGAAGAAAUUAAGAUCAUUGAAACGCCCACUACGAAAAAUUCUAUUUCAACAAGGAAAUUUACAUGCCCGUGUUGAUCAAUGUCGAGCAGACCUUGAUGAAAUUCAAGCGGAAAUAGAUAAGGAUCCUACCAAUUCGGGGUUACGUGAGAAGGAAACUAUUGUGUUAAAAAAGUUCAACGAUGCAUCUUAUGAUGAAGAAUGUUUUCUAAAACAAAAGUCAAAGGUGGAAUGGUUAAAAUGCGGUGACUCUAAUUCUAAAUUUUUCCACAAUUCUGUGAAAAGUAAGAAUCAUCGGAGUCGUAUUGAGGUUAUUAAGGAUGUUAAUGGGGUUAUUCAUGAAGGGAAGGCGGCUGCCCUUGCUUUAGUUGCUCACUAUGAAAACUUUCUUGGCAGUCGUGGUGAUAUGUCCCCUUUUAUGCAUGAUGGUUUGUUUUCGCGCAUUAUAGAUACACAACAAGCUAAUGAUAUGAUCCGUACUGUAUCACAGGAGGAAAUCAAGAAGGCUAUGUUUUCAAUAGGGGAUAAUAAAGCGCCAGGUCCAGAUGGAUUCUCUUCAGCCUUUUUCAAGAAAACUUGGGAUUGUAGGUAA
This is a messenger RNA of Erigeron canadensis, 981 nucleotides long. RefSeq lists its product as uncharacterized. The record is from RefSeq and is a predicted model, not a curated record. NCBI's taxonomy places the organism in Eukaryota, Viridiplantae, Streptophyta, Magnoliopsida, Asterales, Asteraceae. The transcript is spliced from 2 exons. Bases 1 to 981 code for a protein of 326 amino acids.